GUGACACAAGACUAGUACAAAUGACAAUUCAGAUCGGUGAAAUCGGCCUAAAGAAAACUUCGAUAAGUUUUGCCGAGUAAUUGGUUUCACUGAUAAUAUUACUUUAAUUUAAACUGUUAAUAUGGAGUACACUAACAAGGACUUCCCUAAACUUAAGAACGAUAGAUUGUUAAGAGCUGCAUUAGGACAAGAAGUAGAUAAAGUCCCUGUGUGGGUUAUGCGGCAAGCCGGCAGAUAUUUGCCUGAGUUUCAGCAAGUCCGCGCGCAGCACGAUUUCUUCACUGUUUGUCGAACCCCAGAGCUCGCUUGCGAAGUGACCCUACAACCACUGAGGAGAUACGAACAUCUAGAUGCCUCCAUCAUCUUCAGUGACAUACUGGUUAUACCACAAGCUUUGGGCAUGACUGUGGAAAUGCACCCAGGAGUGGGCCCAGUUUUCCCUAAGCCGCUUGGUGGUCCUUCGGAAAUUGAUCAAUUGCAAGAAGAGGGAGCAGUGUCCAGGUUACUGUAUGUGGGCAAGGCGAUCACACUUACAAGGCACAAAAUAGAAGGCAAAGUACCUUUAAUUGGAUUUACAGGUGCACCUUUUACAUUAAUGGGAUACAUGAUUGAAGGAGGAGGCAGUAAGACCAUGGCUAAAACCAAGGAGUGGCUGGAGAACUACCCUAAGGAUGUCCAUAAGCUCCUCAGUAUGCUAACGAGAGUCAUUAUUGAUUAUUUAGUCAUGCAGGUUGAAAGUGGAGCUCAGUUGCUGCAGGUGUUCGAGUCCAGUGCCGACCAUCUUACGCGGGAACAGUUCAUUGAAUUCUCUGCACCGUACUUAAAAGACAUCAGAAGUGACGUACUUCAGAAAAUCAAGGAGAAGAAUUUGGAAAACGUCCCUAUGACAGUGUUUGCAAAAGGAGGAGGACAUUCUUUAGACGUUCAAGCUAAACUGGGGUACGAAACUCUCGGGUUAGACUGGACUGUGGACCCUAUAGAGGCUAGGAAAAUUGUUGGAGACAACAUCACACUGCAAGGGAACCUGGACCCUCAAGAUUUAUAUAAAACUCCGGAGGAAAUCCGACAGAUGACAAUAGAUAUGGUGCGAAAAUUCGGCAAGCACAGAUACAUUGCCAAUCUAGGACACGGGAUAACGCCGCAAACUCCGCUGGAGAGUAUGACCGCAUUUACUGAGGCUGUGCAUGAAGCAGUUUGAUACAUUGUAUCCUAGAUUAUUUUAGAUGUCCACCAUGGUAAGCAUAUGAUGGACGCGACAGUAUAUCGCCCGCAAGAUCCCCCCGUCACCCGUCCACCACCGACCCGCCCUCAUCAUCCUCCUUGCGUUAUCCCGGCAUUUGCCACGGCUCGUGGGAGCCUGGGGUCCGCUUUGACAACUAACCCUUAGACUACCCGGCUUACUCUAAUUGUAAUAAAUACAGAUCUACCCAUCUGUAUUUAUUACAUCUAACCUUACGGACGACAUAAAGUCAUACUCAUCAUAUGUAGCCUGCAGGCAGUCUAUCACAACUUGCGCUCUCGCUCGCGAGUCCAUACUUGAAGUCGUGUUUGAUUUAUGGACUCGCGCGCGAGAACUCAAGUUAGUGCUAAACUGCCAGAUGUUAAAAGCCAAGCUAUCGGACAUCUUAAAAACUAUAUUUAGAAGGUGGACAAAGAUUUUCUAAGCAAACUAGUUGGGUUUCGUUAUUGUUAUAUUAAUUAUGGUAAUAAAUGGUUUAUUGUUUUC
Leguminivora glycinivorella is the source of this 1726-nucleotide messenger RNA. RefSeq names its product uroporphyrinogen decarboxylase (gene Urod). The record is from RefSeq and is a predicted model, not a curated record. The coding region runs from base 122 to 1198 and encodes 358 amino acids. Gene Ontology annotation, biological process: heme biosynthetic process. Gene Ontology annotation, molecular function: uroporphyrinogen decarboxylase activity. Gene Ontology annotation, cellular component: cytosol. Lineage: Eukaryota; Metazoa; Arthropoda; Insecta; Lepidoptera; Tortricidae. The transcript has 7 exons.